UUAUUAAGGCAAGUUUUGAAGCUCAUUUAACCUUGCCCAUCUACCUUUUACAGUGUUCAGUUUGUUUAGAAGUGUUAUAAAAGUUACAAGUAAAAGAACAUCCGCUACAUAUCUGUUUAGAUUUGGCAAAAAGGUGGGUAACCUGGUUGCAGAAGACGAGGCUCUGGAUAUAGUAAGUAGUGACCAACGAUAAGGGAUAUUGCAGAAGUAUUAUCCAAUGAGAUUUUCACAUUCUGAUUUAGAAUUUUAUGACCUCUCCUGCAACCUUAAUCACUAGAGAGAGACAACCAAAAAAGCCCAACUUUUUAUAUCAUCUAGCAUAGCUGAGAUAGAUUUUCCAGGUCUGCUGAGUAAACAGAAAGGCAUACAUGGAGCAGAACAGCGCGAGCAACAACUCUAAAGACCAGAAAAUUGGUAGUAAGGCCAUUAGAGACUGCAACAACAACAAUCAAAACUCUAGCAACAAGGUUAAAGAUUCAUGGAGCAACAACAGCCAUAACAGUGGAGAACAAUAUUUUAGUGGGUUCUCAUGGCCACCAAGAUCUUACACAUGUAGCUUUUGCAAAAGAGAAUUUAGAUCUGCUCAAGCUCUUGGUGGUCACAUGAAUGUCCAUAGAAGAGACAGAGCCAGGUUGAGGCAGUCACCACCAAGGGAUAGUCAGUACCCAAUUUUUAAUCUUAACCUUAACCCUAACCCUAACCCUAAUUUCUCCAACCCACCUUUGGUUUCUCCAUCAUUGACUAGCAAGCUACCUUCAGUGGCUUCUCCACCCCUUUCUUCUCUUUCCUCUCCUUCUUCGGCCUCUCUAAGUAAAAUGAAGAAAUGGGUUAUGGAUGGUGCUCUCACUGGUCAUCAACUAAGCCCGAAAGGCUCAGAUUUAACCAAGAAAAGGAGUUCAAAAUCUUAUUGCGGGAUCAAAGAGUUCAGCGGCAUCACAGAAGAAGAUGGAUGUAAGGUUUCCGAUAAGCCUCAGAUUGUUAGGUUGGACUUGGAGAUUGGUCUCCUCGGUGAAUCAAAAGAAGAAUUAGAUUUAGAGCUUCGGUUGGGGUGCUCUUAGUUGAAUUUGUGCUGCUUUGUCAAACCAUGUUUUUGAAGUUGGCAGCUUGCAAUUGGCCCAUUGCACCAGAUUCUGAUCAUCAAUUAUAAGCAGCAUUUAUAUUUAGUUAUCAAAAUUAAACUCAACCCUGAUGAAGCAUUGAGAUUUCUAGGACCUGUUUCAAUUAAUGUAAGAUUUUGUUAUGUGUUUCUGAUACUAUCCUUCAUAUGAACUCCAUGUCUAAUCUCCACUCUUAUGUGUCAGCUGUUUCCUGCUUUCUGUAUAUUCUAUCUGUGAAUAAUGCUUGUGCAAA
Messenger RNA from Mangifera indica (mango), 1350 nucleotides. RefSeq names its product transcriptional regulator SUPERMAN-like. NCBI's taxonomy places the organism in Eukaryota, Viridiplantae, Streptophyta, Magnoliopsida, Sapindales, Anacardiaceae. The coding region runs from base 369 to 1058 and encodes 229 amino acids. The transcript is spliced from 2 exons. The record is from RefSeq and is a predicted model, not a curated record.